CACUGUGGUGAGCAGCGACACGACGCUGACGGAUACGUCAAGGUCAUUCCAUACCUUGUGACCGAGACGAGUACGGCAACGACUAGUACGAGCGGCACCAGCAGCACGACGGUUAGUUCGAGCGUGACCAGCAACACAAUUUCAUCGUCCACCACCUGGACUUCUAGUGCACCGUUGUCUUGCAGUACGUCUCAGACGACCAGCAGUGAGACCUCGAGCAGCACGGUCACAACCCGUACGGCCUCGAGCAUGGACGUCCACAGCCACUUCUACGACGGGCCCCACGUCGGCACGCAGCAGCAGCGUGAGCGGAGUCGAGACGAGCAGCGCAACGACGAGCAGUACGAGUUCGUGUGCGACACAGUCGAGCAGCACCACGCUGGCCAGUACGACGGUGAACAGCGGCGUGACGCUGACGGAAACAACAGGGUCACUCAAUCCCACGCUGAGCGAGGCGCACUCUUCUAUGGCCAGCACGAGCGGCACUAG
This is a messenger RNA of Prorocentrum cordatum, 489 nucleotides long. The record is from the annotation of a GenBank genome assembly. Lineage: Eukaryota; Dinophyceae; Prorocentrales; Prorocentraceae.